AUGGCACCAAGAGAGAUGCCCAAAGUCUCUGAGCUGCACGCCUAUAAUAACGCCGUUGCCGGACAUGCCGGAACACUGUCGGACGCCAAUGGUGACCUGUUCAUCAAGCCCUGCGUCCAGGCCGAGAUCGACUUUUACCAGCAGGUUUUUCAGGGCGACCACGCCGCCCUGGCCAGCAUCAUGCCGCUCUACAUGGGCGAGCUGUCGCUGACCGAGACCACCGACGCGGCCGCCGCGGCCGUUGCCGCUGCUGGCGGCGUCGUGUCCGCCGACGUGCAGCAGGCCAUUGCCGGCCUCGACACGCAAACGAAGCAGCAGGAGCAACGGCCUGCCCCGUCAUUACCAGCUACUACGUCACCUGCAGCAUCAGCAACCGUCGCGGGUCCCACCGCUGCAUCACAAAGCGCCCCCGCCCCUCCUGACAACGUCACUUGGGUUCCUCGCGGCAACGCCAGUAUCAACAGCGACCGCGCUGUUGUCCUUGACAACGCCACACAGGGCUACAAGAAACCCAACAUCAUGGACGUCAAGCUCGGGCGCCGCCUCUGGGGCGACAGCGCGCCCCUCCAGAAACGCCAGCGCAUGGACGACGUGAGCGCCAAGACCACCCACGCCACGUACGGCUUCCGCAUCUCGGGCAUGCGCGUCUACCAGGGCGAUGCGGCAGCCGCAGCCGCCCAAGACCCGACGUCCGACGGCGCCGGUUACCGCAUUUACGACAAGGACUAUGGCCGCAUCGCCGUCAACGACAGCAACGUCGUCGAUGCGUUCCGCACCUUCUUGUUCAAUGAAGCCGCCGGUGUCGACGAUGCCCACGGCCGUGCCGUGGCCGAGGCGUUCAAGGCCGAGCUGGAGCGCGUGCGCGACGUGCUGGAGAGCGAGCACACGCGCAUGUACUCGAGCUCGCUGCUGUUUGUCUACGAGGGCGACGGCGCCACUCUCCAGGCGGCCAUCGCCGAGGGCAACGCGCGCGCGACGGCACGCGAGGCAAGACUGAGAGAACGACAGCAGCGGGAACUCAACUUGUCGCCGACGCCCAUCCGCGUGGUCGAGGCCGAGUCGGCGUGUGAAGAGCCCCAGACGUCGACAACGGUUGUGUCGCUCCUCGACGCGGAGGCGGCCGACGCCGCUGUGGACGUGGACCAACGCUCCCGCUCCCGGCGCGAGGUCCUCGGAAAGGCCGCCGACCGCUCGUCGAGUCGGACAGAUAGCGGCAUCGUCAUCGACGAGGACGAGAUGGAAGACCAUUUGACCGUCGACGUCCGCAACCUGACCGAGGCCGACUUUUCCUUUGGCGACGACGUCGUCGGUAUCAUUGGCGCGGAUGACUACGACGACGACGAUAACGACGACGCGUCCGACACCGGCAGCGACAGCGAUGGUGAGCCCAAGUCGCCGCCCAUCUUUGGCCUCCGCCUCAUCGACUUUGCCAAUGCCAAGUUUGUGUCGCCCGCCGAGGGGCCCGACGAGAACAACCUCGUCGGCGUGCGGAGUCUGAUUGCCAUUUUUGACGAGCUGACCAAGUGA
Molecule: messenger RNA, 1527 nt
Organism: Sporothrix brasiliensis 5110
Lineage: Eukaryota; Fungi; Ascomycota; Sordariomycetes; Ophiostomatales; Ophiostomataceae
Exons: 2
Coding region: 1-1527 (508 amino acids)
Biological process (GO): phosphatidylinositol phosphate biosynthetic process; inositol phosphate biosynthetic process
Cellular component (GO): cytoplasm; nucleus
Molecular function (GO): inositol-1,4,5,6-tetrakisphosphate 3-kinase activity; inositol hexakisphosphate kinase activity
Source: RefSeq, a predicted model, not a curated record